AUGACGCCUGUGUUUUAUGAUAAUAUUUGUCAGGCUACAUGUUUCGGACAGAUUAGGAUGGAUUGAAACGUAGUCCAUUGGUUUGAUGUUUUUCUCUCUCUCUCAUUCUCUCUCUCUUUCUGAAAGGUCCGACGCUAAAAAGGCUUCUAGUUUUCCAACAGCCUCUUAGGCAGUGAAUGCUCUUGUGUUGUUUCAUUCAGAAGGACGGCUCCAGAACGGAUGGACGUUGAGAAGGGACAGAGAUAAGCAUAUUUUUCUUUUGCUGUUCACAGGACUGUUCGAUUAGGCUACGCGAUACAGUAGCCUAAACAGCAACUCAACCGCUGUGUCAAAAGAAAAUGUAUGUCUGAAAGCCUGGCUCAAUUCGAUUCGCACGUUUUUUCGGCACUUAGGAUGGUUUCAGUGUUGUGCCUGAGAGGUGAUGUAAGCUGAGCUUUUUGGAUGCGGGUGCCCGCCGAGGAGCUGUCCACGCUGUCGAAGUGCUGAUGCGGCUCUGAGAGGACGCUAGAAUGGCUGCCGGGAAGUUGCUGCUCUACGCCGGUCUUUCCCUCUCUCUGUGCGCCCUCGGAAUGCUGGCCGUGGCUAUCUGCUCCGACCACUGGUACGAGACGGACGCUCGCAGGUACCAGGAACGGUGCCGAAGUUUCUCGAGCCGUCGGAAGGACCCCGGCUUUAUUUACAUCCCCAGUAUUAGCCUCCCUUUGCGCGCAAGUCGCUCCAGUUUGGACCGUUGGGAGGAGAAGCUGCUGCUGGCUCGGAACCGUCGGCAGCUGUUCGCGAUGAGUGCCGCGGACGAAUGCAGCAGGCAGUACAAUUCCACCAACAUGGGGCUUUGGAGCAAAUGCCACCGUCUGGGAUUCAACCAGGAUGUCGAGGAUCUCAUUCGCAAAGGCUCCAUUGCAAGAUGCUCUUACAUCAAGUACCACUACUCCUCAGCCACUAUACCCAAGAAUCUCUCCUACAACAUCACCAAGACCAUCCGGCAGGACGAGUGGCACUCACUCCACCUGCGGCGGAUGACGGCAGGCUUCAUGGGCAUGGCGGUGGCCAUCAUCCUGUUCGGCUGGAUCAUCGGGCUCCUGGGCUGCUGCUGGGACCGCGGCCUCAUGCAGUACGUGGCCGGCCUGCUGUUCCUCAUGGGAGGUACGUUCUGCAUCAUCUCCCUGUGCACCUGCGUGGCUGGCAUCAACUUCGAGCUGUCCCGCUACCCGCGCUACCUGUACGGCCUGCCGGAUGACAUCAGCCACGGCUACGGCUGGUCCAUGUUCUGCGCCUGGGGCGGCCUGGGCCUGUCGCUCAUCGCCGGCUUCUUCUGCACGCUGGCGCCCUCCGUCCAGCCCAUCCCCCGCUCCACCUGCCCCAAGUCCCGACAGGAGAACGGCACCGUGUGCUAGAGGAG
Sardina pilchardus (European sardine) is the source of this 1399-nucleotide messenger RNA. It is a transcript of the gene tmem178bb, whose product is annotated as transmembrane protein 178Bb. Lineage: Eukaryota; Metazoa; Chordata; Actinopteri; Clupeiformes; Clupeidae. Gene Ontology annotation, cellular component: membrane. The coding region runs from base 510 to 1394 and encodes 294 amino acids. The record is from RefSeq and is a predicted model, not a curated record. The transcript is spliced from 4 exons.